Linum trigynum is the source of this 3977-nucleotide messenger RNA. Lineage: Eukaryota; Viridiplantae; Streptophyta; Magnoliopsida; Malpighiales; Linaceae. The record is from the annotation of a GenBank genome assembly.
GAUAGGUUCGGUAGCGCGGAGGGUCAAUGGUAAGAAUAAGAGCCAAAAGGGGGUUAACUGUUUAUUGUUUAGGCAAAAGCGGGUUUGGGUAGUUGGGUUUUUGGAGGGUUUUGGCUUGCAUACCGAGAGAGAGAGAGAGUUUCGUGUUCUUUUUGGGCUUUCUUUCUUUUAAAUUGUUUUCCUGCCUUGCUUUUCUGGAGAGGGAGAGCAGAAAAUGCUGGAGAAAUAGGUAGCGUUUCAAGCGACGAUUCUACAGUGAGUGAUUGAGAGAGAGAAUUAUGGGUUAGGAAAUGAGAGAUGUUUCACUGUUGGGAGGGGAUAGAGAUAGAGCAAGUGUGUCGUGAGGUGUGCUUGUGUUUGUUGCAGAAAGAAGGGCAAUUCUUCUGUGCUGUUUUCUUUUUAUUUCUUGGUAUAACUGUAUUACGCAACCAAAGGUCCUGAGUUUCGAUCUGGGCUUGCAUUACGGUGAAGGAAUUCUUUCUGGGUUGCUAGCUAGCAGGUGAGAUUUGUGAUGCUCAUCGGUUUCUUUGUCUCUCUGAUUUUUGGUACCCGAAGUGCGUUUGUUAUGGGGUUUUCUUUUGUUCCCCCUUUAAAUUUGUGUGGGUGAGAUGUGACGUUUUCGGUGGUGGUAGCUUGUUUGGUUACUGGGAAUAUUGCGAGGAAAGCGAAGCAAAGAGCCGACAGCGAUACUGGAACGUGGGGGGAAUUCGAGAAUUCGACUUCAAAAUUCCUACUUUCAUUUUUCAAUUCACUUGGCAAAGUUUAUACCGAAGUUUCUAUUCUUCUGCUCCAAAACCCUUCAGUUUUGUAUAUCUGGGUCCGUAAGAUUUAUCCUUAUUGAGAGAUGUUUGCAGAUCCUUCAAUUUUGAUCCUUCAUCUGAAUAUUUUGCAUAAUUUUUCAAAAUAAAACCUUCCUAUGUUGAUCAUCUGCUUCGGGGUUUUACUGUGGUUUUAGUUUUGUUUUUUGCGUUUCCUUCUGUCGAUCUUCUUAUUCUCUGCCUUUCUGUUUUGUCGGAUUUCACUAAGUCAGUAGUAACUUUUGUGCAUGAAAAUAACAUAGAAUUUCAUGGAAUCUAACGAUGAUCUGGCGACACUAAAGACAUGGAGUCAUUAAAACCUUCCUCAAUUCUGGUUCGGGUAUGUUUUGGUCUACAUGUGCGGAUCUCUGGUUAUGAUUUUGCUCUGUGGGGAUUCUGGGUGGGCCAAAGGGGUAGGUACAGAAUGUGGCCAAUAUAAGUCUGAUUUGAGGCAGUAGGGGCAAAUCUCAAGUCAAUGGUGUCAAAUGAUCACCUGAAGUUUGCUCAUUUCCAGUUUUUGGUUUCAUCUCAGAGGAUGCUAAAACAAUUAUUUUUGGAAUAUGGAUCUUCUAUUCUUCUUUACUGCCUAGAAAGUAGAAACAGUAUUUUCGAUUCUUCCGAGUAGUAUGAGUGUCUUGUGGUUAUCAUGCCGCUUAGGGUAACGUUAUGUCCUGUGUUUCUGGACUCCGUUUGAUGGAGAAGAUGCUCCCUUCAUUCUUUGUUCUCUUCUUUGUUUCUGUUCUGGUUAACCUUAUUAAAUUCGUUUGUUCAGGUGUGCAAGCUUUGAAAUAUAUAAACAUUUGAUGCUACAUAUUUGUUUGAUUCUCAGGUUGUUGUUGUUGGCUUCUGUUAGCUUUUUAAUUGGUCGCUCUGCCGCACGACUUUGAUAAAUAAUUGGAUCUUGAAAUGCAUCUUUCUUGGCGUUUUCACUGAGAUAUGGUGUUGAAGAGGAGGUUAGACUAUGAAUUCAAUGGCUACGAGUUUCCCCCUGUACCCAGAGCUGCCAGAUCAGCUAGGAGGAGGGUUCCCUUCAAGAAGCGGUUUCAAGAGAAUCAGAUGUGCGCCUUUGACUUGUUGGCUGUGGUAGCUGGGAAGUUGUUGCUCGAGAAAGAUACUGCUCUUGAGUCUAGUAACAUAGAGCCUAUUGACGAGUCUUCUGUAAACAAGGUACGUGAAAUUGAGGGGGAAAAUUCGGAAGCAAAAGUUCACGAUCAAGGAAGUCCUGCUAGAAGCGUCUUUGUAUCCGAGCUUCUCCAUGUCGUUCCUGAGGAAGAUCAUUGUCAUAAAGAACCAUUGUGUUGUGAGAAUGAUAAUAAUGCAGGAUUGCUCUCUCCAGCUGCAACCUCUGGUUGCAAGGAGAAGUUCUAUGGCGAUAAGGUUGUAAAUAGAGAAAUUAAGAAUGCCAUAGGAACUUUUUCUCCUAGCAAGGUGGAUGUUGGUUUCUCAGGGAACUUUGAUGAUUCUAUUGACACUAAAGUAGAUGUGAAAGUUGAACAUGACCUAAAAGAUGAGUCGUAUAAGUCUGAGAAGCUGGAAAAUGAAACUGCUGGUGGUAUGUUCAGCUCAGACAGUACAUUAUGUGCAGAUCACAUUCCUCAUUGUUUUAAUCCUGCAAAUGAGGAUGUUGUAAAUAUAGUUAGUAGUAGAGAUGAUGACGAAAACUCUUCAGGGUGUACUCAGCCUAGCACCAUGAAAAGGUUUUUUAGGCAGACUUCGCGUAUUGGAGACCGAAGAAUCAAGAAAAUCUUGGCUUCGAGAUGUUGGAAGGUAGCCUCAAGAUUGAAAGAUGCAAGCUUUUCAAACAGACAAGGCGAUUUGAAGCCCUUUUAUCAUACUGGGAAGAACUAUAAACUUGACAGAUCCGAAAGGCUAUAUCCUAUAAAAAAGAGGAGACGCUUCAGCUCUAGCUCACCAUCAAAUUCUGGUGGGAUGAUUUAUACUGAUUUAGCUCAGAAGGGCUGCAAUGGAGAUGGGUCUGCCAAUGGGUCUUUAGAGUCAUCCUCAAAUGCUGGGAAACAGGGUUCAUUCCAACCUAGAGAUUCUCAGGUGAAGCUUCGGAUAAAGUCGUUCAGGGUGCCUGAGCUUUUCAUUGAGAUCCCAGAGACUGCCACCAUUGGUUCGUUGAAGAGGACUGUGGUGGAUGCUUUCACAGCAAUACUUGGAGGCGGAGUGCGUGUUGGUGUUCUUCUUCAUGGAAGGAAGGUUAGGGAGGACCAUAAGACAUUAUUGCAGACUGGUAUUUCGCAUAGUAACCACUCUGAUGCUCUGAGUUUUAGUCUCGAGCCUAAUCCCUUGCGUAGCAAUGGUUCUGUGUGCUCUGGAGAUUUAAAUUCUGCAGUUUCCUACCAGACACCACAGCCUCUUAGCAGGUAUCCACACACUCCAAGUACAGUCCAUCAGAGUACUGGUGCUGCUUCUCCCGAGCCUCAAACGGUCAUUCUGGGGAAUUUGGUUGAAAGUGACCAUGACUCUGCUCCUUCCCCUACAGACAACAUAAUUGCUGGAAUCAGUAGCGAUCUAAAAGAUAUGUUGGCGGUACCAGCUAUGAAUGCAGCGGCAGGUUCUUUAGCUGUGGUUUCAGCCAACCGGAAAUCCAAGCGAGCUGAGAUGGCUCAGCGCCGAAUUCGUCGACCUUUCUCUGUUUCUGAAGUUGAAGCAUUGGUGCAAGCUGUUGAACAACUUGGAACUGGGAGAUGGCGUGAUGUCAAAGUUAGAGCUUUUGAUCAUGCAAAGCACCGAACUUACGUGGAUUUGAAGGAUAAGUGGAAAACACUGGUCCAUACGGCAAGAAUAUCUCCGCAACAAAGGAGGGGAGAGGCAGUACCCCAAGAACUGCUGGACAGGGUCCUAACUGCUCAUGCAUAUUGGUCCCACCAACAACAGCUCAAUCAGCAGCAACUCUCAGACUCUUGUACUUUUCCUGCUCCUCUGCUAGCUAUGCCUUAAAGACAGUGGAUUAGCUGCUGAAGACCCCAAUUCAGGUUAGCUGGUUUACAAGGGAAUAUGUAGAAAGAUCACUCUAUAUAAAGGCAAGGGAUGACAGUUGUGGGAGGGUAUUUGGUAUUUGGUAUUCUAGUAUUUGAUAUUUUGCAGUUAUUUCUCAUGGUUGAUUCUUUCCCUUGUUGGAUUGGUUUGACGAAUGUAAAUUGAUGACAUUAAGAAUAAGAGCUUUUGGCUGAC